Messenger RNA from Paramecium sonneborni, 2136 nucleotides. The record is from the annotation of a GenBank genome assembly. NCBI's taxonomy places the organism in Eukaryota, Ciliophora, Oligohymenophorea, Peniculida, Parameciidae.
AUGAGCAAUUCUUAAGAAACUAUAGAUGGUUUUAUAAUAGAUUAUCUCUCUGAAUUUGGUCAUGGAGCAUUUUCUACUUGUUAUAGAUGUUCUAAUCCAAAUUAUAAAAUACCUUUAUGUGUUAAAGUAUAUUCUUUAAUUUUAGUUUAGAAAAUCAUACCAUCUGUCUAGACUGAGACAUCUUAUAUGUUUGAUAGAGAGAUACAAGUAAUUUAACUUAUUUCUUAAUUUAAUUCUAAUUAUCUUGUAAAAAUAAUUCAUACAAGCAAAUAGAGUAAGUAAUGUUUCUUUUUUAUGGAAUAUUGUUAAUAAGGAGAUUUAAAAAAUUUCAUUUAGCAAAAUCAAAAUAUGAGAAGAUAAAUAUCAAUACCUGAAAUCUUAUCAAUUUUAAUAUAAAUAAUAAAUGGUUAUAAAUAGCUUUACGAUUAUGGUAUUAUUCAUAGAGAUAUAAAGCCAGCUAAUAUAUUUCUUGGAAAUAAUGGAUAUUUUUAGGUAGAAUUGAAUGAUAAUCUAGUUAGCAGAUUAUGGAAUGGCUAAAAUAUUAGAAGAUCCUUGUUAACAAUGUGAAUAGAGUUAAGUUGGAACUCCGAUAUAUGCAUCUCCAUAAACACUUAUUGAAGGAAUUUAUUCUAAUAAAUGCGAUGUUUAUAGCGUAACAUUUAAUUUAAAUAUAGUUAGGUGUACUUAUUUAUGAAUUAGUCUAUUAAUAAUUGCCAAUUAAGAAUUAAAAAUAUAUUUAAUUUUGCGAAGCUUUAAAGAAUACAAAAUAUAAUAAAAUAUAAAUUAAACCAUUUUCUUUAGGUUUAGGAGGAUCAGAAUCAGAAAAAGAAAAAUUGUAUCAUUUUUUAUCGAGGUCCUUAGUUUAUGAAGAAUCCUCUAGAAUAAGUUGGGAAUAACUAUUCCAUCUGUUUCCAGAUCCUGAAAAAUCAAUAAAUUUCAAUUCCUUGAAAAAAUAAUAAUAACCUUAAUAAAUAUCUCAUGAUCUUGUAUAAACUUGUAAAUUUGAUUUUUCUUCUUAAAAUUCUACUUAACCAAAAAAGCAAAUUUAACCAUUUUCCAGAUAGAGGCAAUCUUCGAAUUAUAAUCAAUAGAUUAUUUAGAAUGAUAUUCUUUUUAAUAAUUAGAUGAUUUACAGUAAAUAGAGGAUUUAGAGUUACUAAAAUAACCAGAAUAAUUAUAUAAAUUAUAAUAAUUAGGGCUAUAAUAAAACUAGUUUAGGAAUAAAAAUAUAAGAGGUUUAAGUUACUAAUAAAAAUUAAUUUUGUUAGACUACUGAGACCGUUGCACAUCGCUAUAAUGAAUAAGAAAAUCCAAAAGCCAAAUCAGAACAAUUAAAAUAAAAAAAAAUAUUUUUAAAAGAACAUGAUAAUAUUAUAGAAAAGAUUAUAUAAUUUUAUUUGUCCAAGUGUUUGUUCGUGGAGAAAUUAAUUACGAAAACUUAAAAUAUAUUUAAUUUUAUACAAAAAUAAAAUAAAAAAAUGAUUAAUACACCAUAUAAUGUUGUAAUCCAAAUACUUGAAAUAUUACUUAAUGGAUAUUAAUACUCAUGCUAUUUAAAUAUCAAUUAUCUACUUUUUAAAAGAAAUAAACGUCAUCAUCAACUUUAAAUCUAUAAAGAAUUAUGCUCGAUUAAUUAAUAAUUUUUAGAUUAGUAAAUAGAAGCUUAUUUAACUAAUUAAGUUUACAAAAAAUAAUUAGAAUAGCAUUUUCAGAUUUCAAAAAUAAGAUUUAAUGUAAAGUAUUAUUCUAUCAUUUUUUUAGAGAUUAAUUUGUUCAUUUUAUGAGUUUCAAUAAAAAUUCACAAAUUUUUAAUUAAAUUAAGAAAUUAGUGAAAUUGAAUAAAAAAAAUGGCUAUGCUCUCCCAAAUGGUAUUACCAAAAAUACAAAGAUAAAUUUAAUGAAAUAAAUUUAAAUUUUGAUUAUGGAUCUGAAUAUGAUUAACUAGAGGAUCAUACAAUUAAACAUUUAGCAUUUUCAAUCAAAUUUUUUGGUAACGAAGAAAAUAAAUCUGAUAUAAGUGACAUUUUAACAGUCAAUAUAAAUUCAAUUGUUGAUUUUUUAGAAGAGAAAAAAUCAAUGAUGAAUAUUAUAAAAUAAUACUUCUAAAAUAAAAACGAAAUUAAAAACAAAAACUGA